Molecule: messenger RNA, 2037 nt
Organism: Orbicella faveolata
Lineage: Eukaryota; Metazoa; Cnidaria; Anthozoa; Scleractinia; Merulinidae
Product: oxaloacetate tautomerase fahd2, mitochondrial-like
Molecular function (GO): catalytic activity
Source: RefSeq, a predicted model, not a curated record
CGAUCUUGUAGCGGACCAUUAAGGGUUUGAAGAGUUCUAGACGUGGCAGAUAAAUCGGGUUUUGUGCCCCUUCGUACCAUCUUGAGCCUUCCACCUUUCCCAUUAAUGUGAGCAGACAUAGCAGUCAUCAUCACGGAGUAUGUCAUCCGCGUGGCAAAAAUAUUGCGAAUGGAUUUCAUCAAGGUCCUUUUCAACGAAGAUUGAAGACUUUUCAGCUAUGAAUUCUUUCCAUUUCAGACAUUUUAAACAAUUUGAAGAGACUGCUCCUUCAAAUUUGUUAAGCCUCUCACCAAACAUACGCAGUGGUUCGUCACGCAAUGUAAGUCACACAAUGAUCGGUCACGCUCAAAUAUAGAGCUUUUUAUUUGUCAAAAGUGUUGGAAGGAAGCUAAUAUUCCGACAUGCACAGACUACAUGCACUGCAACCAUGGCAUACAAACAAAUCUGUGAAAUCUCCAUCUUUCGUUCGAGGAAUAACGGACUCUAAGAAAGUUACAAUCGGUCAUCACAUAAAUGACGUACAAGUCAGGACCUUGGCCGAAGAGGUCUGGGUUCUUCAGUCACGCGAAAAGUCGCGCUCAUAUUUCUCCUCUUCGUUCUCUCCUGUUGUUUUUCUUCAGUGUUUUAUGUUGCGAAGCUUGGUCGGGAUUCGUUCUGUUCUAAUCAACAGUUGUAUUCUAAGACGAUCUAAGCACACCAUGCGUCUUGUUCAGUUCGUUGAAUCUGGAAGGCAGCGAGUUGGGGUCGAGAUAAAAGAUGGCGGCGACGUGGUUGAUGUUAGUGCUGGUGAGCCCUCCAUUCCCAGUGAUAUGAAGUCAUUCCUGGCUGGGGGAGAGGACAUGAUGAGCAAAGCGCAGAGGAUUGUAGAUAGUGGUCAGCAUGUAUUGAAGAGGUCGGAUGUUCAGCUGAAAGCUCCAAUUCACAAUCCUGAAAAACUCAUUUGUAUUGGAAUGAACUAUGUCGACCACUGUCUGGAGCAGAAUGUUCCUUUACCUACAGAACCUAUCCUAUUUAGCAAGUUCAAUAAUGCCAUCACAGACCCAGGAGCACCAAUUAUUUACCCUGAUGAGACACAGGAACUAGACUUUGAAGUGGAACUUGCUUUUGUUAUUGGGAAAACUGGAAAAAAGAUCAAGGAGAGUGAAGCCAUGGACUAUGUCGCAGGCUACACCGUGGUACAUGAUGUUAGUGCUCGGGACUGGCAGCUAAAGAAGAAUAGCGGACAGUGGUUAAUUGGAAAGACAUUUGACUCGUUUUGUCCAAUUGGUCCAGCUAUUGUUACUAAGGAUUCUUUAUCAGAUCCUCAUAAGCUGGGAAUCCGAUGUCGCGUUAAUGGAAACAUUAUGCAAGAUUCAAAUACGGAGAAUUUGGUAUUCAAGACUGAGAAACUAAUUUCAUUUAUAUCCAGGUUUGUUACGCUAACUCCCGGUGAUGUAUUCAUAACAGGAACCCCACCUGGUGUUGGUUGUUUUAGGAAGCCUCCUGUUUACCUCAAGAGGGGUGACACAGUGGAAUGCGAAAUUGAUGAAAUAGGAUGUAUCUCAAACACAGUUCAAUAAAGGCAUCGACUUUAAAACAUCCCGGAAUAUCUGGUGAAAUCCAUCAAAUCUCCACAAACAUUCCUGAUACAGGAUCAUACACUGAAGAAAUUAACUUUCAAUGACAACGAAAUGAAACAUCAGUAACUAGAACUCAGACUUUUUGAAAUUUAAACAGACAUUUUUUUCAUAAUUUAAAAAUAUAUAAAAAAAGAAAUCUCAAAAUCAAUUGUAUUUCAGAGUAAUAUUAUUUUAGGAGACCGAGGGCCAGUAUACACAUAGACAUUCUUUCAUUUAUGACGGCGUUUGUCUUUAUAAAAGACUCUAUGUUGUCCCGUGAGAGAAUUCAAAAACCACAACACAACAGAAGCAGAGUUCCUUGUCUCGUUACUGGCUUAGGGUAGUAGCUGAGAGCUACCACUAGUAUACUACAAGGCUAAUAAAUUGUGAAAAUAGGUAUGCUUACUUUUGGCUAUUAAACGGUUUUCAUCAAACGAAA